AUGAGUACAGAAAGCACUCCGGAUUCGAUCGCUUCUGUUGCGGCUGAUUGGUCUGGCCGAGGCUCGCACGUCGACUUUGAGACCGAUGAAACAGUUCCUUUGCAGCAGGGAAGAUUCCUUGGACACGGCGUCAAUGGGGGUGUGUACGAGACCACUUGCAAGGGUGUGGCUCUAGCGUGGAAGAGGAGCUAUUGCCGUGGUUUGAUUGGCCCUGAAGAACGGAAAGAAAUCGAGGUUUUAAAGAAGUUAAGCCACUGUCACAUCAUCGAGCUGGUCGGAACCUACUCACACGGUCCAUUCCUUGGGUUACUGCUCUGGCCCGUUGCUGUGUGUGAUCUCGGAAUCUUUAUGGAAGACUGCGAUGUUUUCGAGUUCCAUUACCACAGGGGACCGCUGGAUAACAGGGCACUUCGGCAUGACGACGCAACCGAUCUCGCCAAACGCGAACCUCAAAUUCAACGGAUGCUAGGCCACUUCGAUCAAUUGGGUCUUCAACUAAACCCGUUUUUCACUGGGAGCGAAAGCUUCAGUCGUCUGGCUAGUCAACUGGGUCAGGGACUAAGCCCAUUUUCCACGUAUUCCAGAAUCUUGAGCGAGAGCUUCGGAUGUCUUGCUCAAGCUAUAGCAUACCUGCAUGAGCAGCGCAUACGACAUAAGGACCUUAAACCAUCAAACAUCCUUCUUUACCGGGAAGGACUACGCGUAACCGACUUCGGCACCUCUACCGACUUCUCCGCCCUAACAGUGAGUCUUACUGAGAACGGAGAGCGCGGAACGCCGAAAUACUUUGCCCCUGAAGUUGCAGCGUUUAAGCCGAAUGGCCGGGCGGCGGAUAUAUUCUCCCUUGGUUGCAUUUUCUUAGAGAUGCUCUUGCUGUUAGUCAAGGCAGCGCCUAUGGAUGCUUUCAAGGCCCUUCGCCCAGAGGAUGACCGUUCUUUCCAAGCCAACCUUCAUAGGCGGCACCAGUGGUAUAGACUGCUACAUGUUCGCGGACCAGUUCUCGAGCAUUUGUUGGCCGAGAUCAAAAUGAUGAUUGCUGUCGAGCCUAGUCGAAGACCAACUGCAGCAGAACUAGUUGAGCAUUUGACGCUUAUCAAUUGGUUCACAAGGGAAAGCGAUGUCGCACUUUGGGGCGAGUGCUGUGCUCCUGCCAAUCCCUCGCUCAGCUCCGUAGCAGCAGCUACCGAUUCUUUGCAGAAUCAAUUGCACGCUCGGACGAAAGAGCUGGAACUUGCGCGGGUGGAUGCGGCGCUUGCGAGAUUUGAUGCAGAUCUAUUGAGAACGCAGAACGCAGACCUUACGGUUAAGGUUAGGACAGCAGAGCUCCAGACAUCCAUCCUGCAUAAAGUGCUUGCAGCAAAACCUGCUGGGGUCGACACCGCUCAGGCGACGGGGAUGGGCUUUGAUAUUCUUGAACCCAAAACGGAAGAGAUGGAAGAGAGCUACGUGAAUACAGCGCAUCCAGAAUGGAAAUCUGAAAUCUACGCAUGGAAACCCGGGAAGGAGGUACCGCCCCUGCCCAGAGCCGAUGCCUCACAGCCAGUCGGUACUGUACAGCCUACCAAUACUGUAUCUUCUGGCAAGUCACCUUAUAGAUAUCAUCUCGGUCGAUGGGCAUUAGCAAAACUCACGCCGCAGGUUUCCGACUCGAGCGACGAGUUCCAUGAUCAAUUCAACACAGCUAAUGACAUGGAUUUGCCAGUGUCUACCAAUCAAACGGGUUGCUCGCCAGUCACUCCACCGGUCCCAUCUGCGAUAUUCACCGUCGAUCCGACCACAACUACCAUUCAAUACCCAAUUAGGGUGACCAAACCGCCGCCCGCGCUCAAGCACAACGGCAAGACCCUUAGCAGCAGUCUACGUCCGAAAAACCAAGCGAACCUCCCACGCUUCGGAUUCACGAAAUCCAUAACGACCGCCUCGCCUGCGCGCGAUAGUCAAGCAGCGAAGUGUGCGACAAAUCGUCUAGAACAGACAUCUGAACCUGCCAGAGAGAGGGAUGACGACCACGGUGAGGACAUAGUGUCGGUGCCCGUCCGCAAGAUCACGAGCCAGAGAGACGCAAGCGUCGCACAGUACUGGACGGCAGCAAUGAUAGUGAAAACGGCCAUGGUACGGCACUCCGAUCCCCCGGCUAACGAGGACGAUGCCUCGGACGACACCGACGGCGACACUAUGCCGCGGCCGUCGCCUGCUUCCAUGGCACGCGCUUCAGGUUCCAAGGCCGUGGGUCAUGACACCAACGAUAUCGAGGGCGCCACUAUGCAGCCGUCUUCGCGCACUUCCGUUCAACGCCCCGCAGCUAUUAAGGUCAAGGGUGCCAGUGGAAAUAGUACCGAGAAGCGGGGCCCUGAAUAUUGCUUCCCAGGAGUCUUGAAGUAUGGCCGACGUAUGGCUCUGCAAGUCAAAGGUGGGGUCACGCUCGAGGCCAGUACGUCCGACGACUGGAUGGUAGCUUCAAGGCUGUACAGUGCUAGAGCAGACAAACUCAAUUCGGAGACACUUUUCGAACCAACACUGGAGCCCCCUCACACGAACAUGAUCAUCCUAAGGCCGACCACGUCCGAGGGCGGAUAA
Molecule: messenger RNA, 2577 nt
Organism: Coniosporium apollinis CBS 100218
Lineage: Eukaryota; Fungi; Ascomycota; Dothideomycetes
Product: serine/threonine protein kinase
Exons: 3
Coding region: 1-2577 (858 amino acids)
Biological process (GO): protein phosphorylation
Molecular function (GO): ATP binding; protein kinase activity
Source: RefSeq, a predicted model, not a curated record